UACAUUCUCAAUUCUGAUCCAAAAAAGACCUACACUAUCACUUUUCUCUCUCUCUCUCUCUCUCUCACUCUAAUAUCAGCUUCUGAGAUCGCCUGGUACUGAGUCACGUUCAAGUCAUAAGGGAAAAUGGGUAUCAUAGAAAAGAUCAAAGAAAUUGAGGCCGAGAUGGCUCGGACUCAAAAGAACAAAGCCACAGAGUAUCAUCUUGGUCAGCUCAAGGCGAAGAUAGCUAAGCUAAGGACGCAAUUGCUGGAGCCUCCAAAAGGUUCUAGUGGAGGUGGAGAGGGCUUUGAAGUUACCAAGUUUGGCCAUGGACGUGUUGCGCUAAUAGGAUUUCCAAGUGUGGGGAAGUCAACCCUUUUAACCAUGUUGACGGGCACACAUUCAGAGGCUGCUUCUUAUGAAUUUACAACACUUACCUGUAUUCCUGGGAUUAUACACUACAAUGAUACUAAAAUUCAACUGCUCGAUCUUCCUGGAAUUAUUGAAGGUGCUUCUGAAGGAAAGGGUCGUGGGAGGCAGGUUAUUGCUGUUGCCAAGUCUUCAGACAUUGUAUUGAUGGUUCUUGAUGCCUCAAAGAGUGAGGGUCAUCGUCAAAUACUGACAAAGGAAUUGGAAGCUGUGGGCUUGCGUCUAAACAAGAGACCACCUCAAAUAUACUUCAAAAGGAAAAAAACUGGAGGCAUUUCGUUCAACAGUACUUCUCCUUUAACUCAUGUGGAUGAGAAGCUGUGUUAUCAAAUUUUGCAUGAAUACAAAAUCCACAAUGCAGAGUUGCUGUUUCGUGAGGAUGCCACAGUUGAUGAUCUUAUAGAUGUUAUUGAGGGAAAUCGGAAAUACAUGAAGUGUAUAUAUGUUUACAACAAGAUAGACGUUAUUGGUAUUGAUGAUGUUGACAACUUAGCUCGGCAACCUAAUUCAGUUGUCAUUAGUUGCAAUCUGAAGCUGAACUUUGACAGACUACUAGCAAAAAUGUGGGAAGAGAUGGGGCUUGUAAGAGUUUAUACAAAGCCACAAGGCCAGCAACCUGAUUUCUCAGAUCCUGUAGUUCUUUCUGCUGAUAGAGGUGGCUGCACUGUUGAAGACUUCUGUAAUCACAUACAUAGAAGUUUGGUGAAGGAGGUGAAAUAUGUGCUAGUAUGGGGUAUAAGUGCCAGGCACUACCCGCAGCAUUGUGGCCUUAGUCAUUUACUUCAAGAUGAGGAUGUGGUUCAGAUUGUUAAGAAAAAGGAUAGGGAAGGGGAAGGACGAGGUCGGUUCAAGUCGCAUUCAACAGCGCCUGCUCGAAUAUCUGAUAGGGAGAAAAAGGCUCCAUUGAAGACAUAAUUCCAUUGACAGGUGCUACAAUGCAGACCUGUGGUUUUUGAAUGAAGUGGCAUGGAGGAUAUACUUUAAGAUAGAUAGAUCUAUUGGCUCGUGUUGUAAUUUGAGUUGUUCUUUAAAAGGCUGUCCUUUAGAAUAUACUGGUUGAUUGUAAUGCUAAACUUAUUGUAGCAGAUUUUGUAUUCCUUUUAGAGUUUCUUAUGGAAAUGAGAAUCCUACGUUGCAUUUAAAAAAAAAAAAAAAAAACGUUAAACUCCUUUUAGAAAUUUGUAAGUUUGCCUUGUGGUUUUCAGAUCCUAUGGGAAAAUACUAACAGCUUGCAUUCUAGGCAUGAAAACAUGUUAUCUGUAAGUUUGUGCAAAGGCUAAUAAGCUGUACCUGAUGCUGUUUCCUAUAAUGAAAUUAUUAUGGAUUGACAGU
Molecule: messenger RNA, 1743 nt
Organism: Quercus lobata
Lineage: Eukaryota; Viridiplantae; Streptophyta; Magnoliopsida; Fagales; Fagaceae
Product: developmentally-regulated G-protein 2
Exons: 12
Coding region: 127-1326 (399 amino acids)
Molecular function (GO): GTPase activity; GTP binding
Source: RefSeq, a predicted model, not a curated record